Molecule: messenger RNA, 3480 nt
Organism: Biomphalaria glabrata
Lineage: Eukaryota; Metazoa; Mollusca; Gastropoda; Planorbidae
Exons: 2
Coding region: 222-1160 (312 amino acids)
Source: RefSeq, a predicted model, not a curated record
UAAGAGUUACAACUUCCGGUUUCAAAUGAGAUGUCAUACGUAAAUCUGUUGUCCCGAUUUGUAUUGGUCAAACAGUACACUUGAAAACAUUCUCACGAAAACUUUCAUAAUGUUGUAUCUCUUCAGAAAAUCCAGGCUCUUAGAACUCUGACAAAUAAAUAAAAUCAAAUUUUCGUUCCAACCAAAUUUUCACAACCAACAACUAUAUACCUCAUAGUACAAUGAUUUAUAUAAUGCUCAAGGAGAGACAUGUCCUCUUUUGUUUGCUGUACAUUUGUACGGGAAAAUAUGUCAGCGGCCAUUCUACCAUGAAGGACGACUUCAAGCCUGUGUUAAGUCUACAGUACAGCGAAGACAUUAGACUUAUAAGUUUCAACGGAAACUAUUUUCAUCAAUUUAUGGCCUGCCUUUGCGAUUGUCCACUUUUCGUCUGCAACGCCACCGGAACACUUCGAGGAGAUGUCUACCAAAUCAACUCCGUUAGCCGUAAUUACUUUGAAAAUAUUUCCCCUGCAUCUGUAAUCCCUAAACAAAUGACGUGUACUAUUGAUAAGCACGGAGAUGGAAUUCAUUUUCAUUGCACGCCCUCUGUCGACGUCUGCUCCUUAAGGCUGGAACUGACCACCCCACUGCUGCUCGGGGACAACUGCUUGUCAGCGUGUGUGAACCUCGCCUGGAAAAAGCCCGCCUUUACCAAAUUGUCUUUUGUUGACCCACAUUAUGCGACAGAGAAAAGCUGCGAUUCUCAAUGCGCGACCUCGUUAAGGAAAGCAGCGACAUUAAAAACUAGAUCUACUUCUGCUACGAAACUAAUUUCUGACGUCACGACAGCUGGCAUUGAGUGGACACUCAAUGAAAUGUCAAGCCCACCGGAAGAAACAUCUAAUAGAGCUCUCCGUUUCAAUGAAACUAGAUUUACCAUCACCAAUAUUUCAUUAUCGAAUUCUCCAGGAUCGAAGUUUAACUACAGCUUUGUUGUUGGGGCUACCUGUGUUGUUCUUCUGUGUUCCAUCGUCGCAAUAAUAGUCCAUAUUAAACGUAAAAAACAUUCGAAACCUAAAGCCAAAGCCGUUGAGACAAGUGAUUGCGUACUGCUCUAUGAUAAUGGCAAUAAGAUCAAAUCACCAAGCUAUCAAAAUGUCUGCAUCAGUCAAGUUUAAGUAUCUUCUGCUCAGAAGAGUUCCGUGUAUUAACAGGAGUUAUACAUUAUGAUGGAAGGGGUUUGUUUUUUGUAAUGAAUAAGACGUUUUAACUACGACACAUAUUCUCUAUUUAGUUUGUACCCCAUUUUGUUUUUAUUUCUUUUUUUUUUUUUUUGCAUGUCUCUAUAACAUGGUAUGUAAAGGUUUAUUAUCUAUUCUGUAAAAUUAACAUCUGGGGAAGAGUGUAUUGUAAUAUAUCUGAUGGAGUCAAGGAGGACAGGUCCUCAUUCACGAAACAUUACAAAUACAAAAAGCCUCUAAGGGGACAUCUUUCCUUACAAUAUUUGAGAACAAUCAAAAUAAAAAAAAAAAUAGUUUUUUAAAAAAAAAAAUCUUAUAUUAAGUAUCAAUUAGUUUAGAUCAGUCGUGUAAUUAAAGAAGCCUCAGACGAUAAUCUAUAAAGGGGACAAAUUCAGCUUAUACCACCACUUCAGUAAAGUACUAUUUCUUUCCCUUGUUUGAGAUAACAAACAAAGUAAUUUAUUGCCAAUAGUUACUUUACUAAUAGGGUUUGUUGCUGAACAUAAAAAUUAUAUAUGUGUCAGACGCGAUUAGCCCAAUUUUCAGUAAAAGAAAUUACAAAAGUCAUUUCUCUAUAGAAGAAGUUACGAAGGCUAUAUAAAAUACAACCACAGACCUAUAUAUACUACAAAAAAUCUAGGUUUUUGAUUGCUAGUUACGAUUUAUUUACAUAGGUGCUGUUUUACUAUUACAUACCAAGUAUUAGAGUUUAGAAAAACCCAGGUUUGUUUCUUGUGCAACGCUAUUAGCUAAUACCUCAUAUCAUCUCUCCUUAUUAGUAGGCCUAUAUUUAGAUCUAUAAUCUAAUUCUAGUCUAGAUCUAGAGUCUAUAUAUAAAAAUCGAAUAGAUCUAGUAAUAGUAUAUAUUCUAUCUUGAGACUAGAUUGCCGAGUCUAGCCUAUGCUAUGCCUAUAGUCAGUUUUUAUUAGAAAAAAAGUCUAGAUAUUAAUAAAGACUAAAGUUUUUUUAAUUCUUAGAUAUAGACAUUAGACAUAGAUCUAAUAAUACUGUAAUACGUUUAGUAUGCUCUAUACUUAAUCUACUAAACUAGAGAUCUAUCUAUAGAUCUAUCUAUAAUCUAGUCAAUCUAGAUCUAUACAAUAUUCAUUAUAAUACUUCUACUUAUAAUGACUUAUUUAAUAAGUUAGUACUUAGACUUAGAUCUAUUAUAGUUUAUUAAUAGAUUUACUUCAAUGCCUAGUCCUAAUAAUAAAAUUGCGAAUGAUGUCUAUAAUGACUGAUUUUUUUUAUUUUUAUAAUAAUAGAGCUAGGCCUACUAAAUCUAGGUCUAGACUCUACUUAAAUCUAGUCUAAAAUAAUGACUGUCUAAGACUCUAGAUGAUUGAGAAGUUCACAUAGAGGUGUUUUUAAUAAUACGGCAUGUCGGCUGAAAGUAUAUAAAGUGCUUUUUUUUUUUUUUUGUAAAAAUAAAAAAGAGGCUCCGGUACUCAGUGAUAGAUUGCCUAACUUUCAACUAAUAAUAAAUUAACAAUUAACGUUGAAUUACAAGAAAAGUAAUAAUUUUUCCAGACAUUGAAAAAAAGGUGCCGGUACCCCGUACCGGUGCGUACCGUCACAAAAAAAUAUGUAUAUCUCAAUCUUCUUUCAUUUAAUUUAUUUUGCGGGGUUAUUGCUACUUAAUACAUUGAUACCGGAUUGAUUUAAAUAGGGCCUAAGUAUACAAGCAGGAUUUCGAGCAUUGGAUAAAUUUAUUUUUUAAGAACAAAAUUUUAUGGAAGAGGCAAUAUAUUAGUUAUUUGAAGUUUGUAACUUCUUAAAUUCAGGCUAAAAAUAUCGAAGUCUACAUUUUUACACUCAUUUCUAAAUAAUUAGAAGAGAUGGACUGACUCAUUGUGUAGCUUGUGUACAUCUGCAAAAACACAAACUCAGUUAGACUUUCAAAACUAUUAAAAGAAAAACUUAGUGAUUAUUUUUACUGUAUAAUUCUAUUAUUAUUCCUUUUUAGAAUUAGGAUAUAAACUAAAUUUGCCAUAUGACUUUAUCUAACAGAAAAAAAAAAUAAACUUACGUCUAUUUAUGCGGUUAUUUAUAGUUACCUAGUAAUGUAAAAUAUACUGAACUAACACGUACAUUCAUCAUAAUGCAGCCAUGCGAUUUUUCGUUUAUAAACAUAGCAUGAUUUAGGACCAAUAUUUUACAAAGGCUGCUUGGAGAAAUCAGGUAUAUCCAUUAGGAGAAAAACGACCCCUUUACUCAAGAAAAAUUUAAGAAACUAGAACAGACACAAAAUAAACAA